UUUGUGUAUUUGUACGCUUUGAGGGGAGCGAAAGCGAAGAAAUGUGUUUUCGAUUUAUGUCUGUGGAGUGUGUAGGUUAAAAAGCAACGAAACAGAACAAAAAUUAUUAAACUUUUUUUAUCAUGGCUCCCAAAGCUCGUUUCUCUGAUGGUAAGGAAUAUGGGCCAUUAGAGACAAAUCUUUUUUUUCUUUUUGUCCAGUCAUUCUUGAAAGAAUGAAUGAGUUUCAUAUUGAUCAGUGAAAAAGUUCUUUGUUUUCAUGGUCCUCUACUGUAUGAAGCAAAAUGCUUAAAGUCGCAGAUCAAAGAUAAACAUAUGAAGUAUUUCAUACAUUACAGUGGAUGGAAUAAGAAUUGGGAUGAGUGGGUGCCUGAGUGCCGAGUUUUGAAGUAUAAUGAAACCAACUUGCAGAAGCAAAAAGAGCUAGCCAAAACUCAUAUGAAAGCCAAAAAGUCAAAAGCAGCAAAAGUUGUCAUGAAAAAGGAGCUUGAAAAAGAAGCAGUACAACCAAGUUUACCAGAAAAGCCAUCAAAAGUGAAGAGUGAGAAAAAAAUAGUUGCAUCUCCUACACCAGCAGAAACAACACAUUCUGAAGUUCAGACAGAAACUGUCAAGAAAAAAAAACCUCGGCCUGAGCCUUGUUUUGUGGAGGAAGUUAAAGUAGAGAGGGAAAUUAAAAUUACAAUUUCUCCAUUUCUUAAGAAUUGUCUUGUUGAUGACUGGGAUUUAAUAACUCGACAAAAAAAGAUACUACAACUGCCUGCCAGAAUAACAGUUGAUCAUAUCAUUGCAAGUUAUGUUAAAGAAAAGGUUUCUGAUAAGGCUUUAUCUGCAGCAAAGGAAGCUGUUAUAGUAACAGUAACUAACCAAAUUAGAAAUUGUUUCAAUGUUCUGCUAGGAAAAAUGCUGUUGUAUAAAUUUGAACGACCACAAUAUGCAGAAAUGCUUGCAGAAUAUCCUGAAUCAAGCAUGUGCCAAAUAUAUGGAGCUAUUCAUUUGCUGCGGAUGUUGAGUAAACUUGGUGGAAUGUUAACUUCAAUUACUACUGUGAAGGGCAUGCACUCUCUUGUAGAGCACCUUGAAGAUUUCACUAGAUACAUUUCGGUGAAUCCAAAUUUCUUCAGUUUGAAUGACUAUGUUGUGGCAUCUCCAGAAUAUCACAGAAGAGCUUUAUGAUAAGAAUUUGUUAUUGUAAUGUAUUAAGACUGCUGACCUUAGAAAAGGUUAAAUUUUUCUUUGUCCUUCUCUCCCAAAAAAAAAAAAAUGCUUGGAUGUAAAUAUUUUUUAAAAAUUUUUUAUCUGUGUUGCAGAAAGACAAAAUGCUACCUGCAAUUUGUUCAUGUCAGUUUUGUAUGUUUAAAUGUCUAAGAUUUAUUGUAUUUAUAAUUAUCAAAACAUUUUAACAAUGAAAAAUUGAAGGGAAAGAAAUCAUGAAGGGAUUUUAUCAUUGUGUGUAUAUGUUAAUUAAAUAUUUAUACAAAA
Molecule: messenger RNA, 1481 nt
Organism: Stegodyphus dumicola
Lineage: Eukaryota; Metazoa; Arthropoda; Arachnida; Araneae; Eresidae
Product: mortality factor 4-like protein 1
Biological process (GO): chromatin organization; regulation of DNA-templated transcription
Cellular component (GO): nucleus; NuA4 histone acetyltransferase complex
Source: RefSeq, a predicted model, not a curated record